CCGGCCGUACGAGCAUUCGUCCCUUGGCUCUCGCGGUGUGCAGAGUGACUUCAAGAGACAUACGUACACACGAGAUCAUCUUCCAGCGGCAGCUACACAUUUGUACCAUAUAAUACACACGAAGAGUAUCCUUCCACAGUAGCAAUAUGAGGGAAAUCGUACACAUCCAGGCUGGUCAGUGCGGAAACCAAAUUGGCGCUAAGUUUUGGGAAAUCAUUAGUGACGAGCAUGGAAUCGACCCUACUGGUGCGUACCAUGGCGACAGCGACCUCCAGCUGGAGAGGAUCAACGUCUACUACAACGAGGCAUCUGGUGGCAAAUACGUGCCCCGCGCCAUCCUCGUGGAUCUGGAGCCCGGCACCAUGGACUCUGUCAGAUCAGGCCCGUUCGGCCAGAUCUUCCGCCCAGACAACUUCGUGUUUGGACAGUCUGGCGCCGGCAACAACUGGGCCAAGGGCCACUACACCGAGGGAGCCGAGCUGGUCGACUCGGUCCUCGACGUUGUGCGCAAGGAGGCGGAAAACUGCGACUGCCUGCAGGGCUUCCAGCUCACUCACUCGCUUGGUGGUGGUACCGGCUCCGGUAUGGGGACCCUCUUGAUUUCCAAGAUCCGCGAAGAGUACCCCGACAGGAUCAUGAACACCUACUCUGUCGUGCCGUCGCCAAAGGUCUCCGACACCGUCGUCGAGCCCUACAACGCCACCCUCUCGGUACACCAGUUGGUCGAAAACACAGACGAGACCUACUGCAUCGACAACGAGGCACUUUACGACAUUUGCUUCAGAACACUCAAACUCUCCACACCCACGUAUGGUGAUCUCAACCAUCUCGUAUCUCUCACAAUGUCUGGUGUGACAACUUGUCUCAGGUUCCCAGGUCAGUUGAACGCUGAUCUCAGAAAACUCGCCGUAAACAUGGUGCCGUUCCCACGUCUCCACUUCUUUAUGCCCGGAUUCGCUCCGCUUACCUCCAGAGGUAGCCAGCAAUACAGAGCCCUCUCGGUGCCCGAGCUCACCCAACAGAUGUUCGAUGCCAAGAACAUGAUGGCUGCCUGCGAUCCACGUCACGGACGCUACCUCACCGUUGCCGCCAUUUUCCGUGGUCGCAUGUCCAUGAAGGAGGUCGACGAGCAAAUGUUGAACAUCCAAAACAAGAACAGCUCGUACUUCGUUGAAUGGAUCCCGAACAACGUCAAGACCGCCGUGUGCGACAUACCACCACGUGGUCUGAAGAUGUCGGCAACUUUCAUUGGCAACAGUACCGCCAUCCAGGAAUUGUUCAAGCGCAUCUCAGAACAAUUCACUGCUAUGUUCAGAAGAAAAGCUUUCUUGCAUUGGUACACGGGUGAGGGUAUGGACGAGAUGGAAUUCACCGAGGCAGAGUCGAACAUGAACGAUCUGGUAUCAGAAUACCAACAGUACCAGGAAGCCACGGCUGACGAAGAUGCCGAAUUCGACGAGGAGAAUGAGCAGGAAGUUGACGAAAACUAAAUGAGCAGCACGCGUUGAGAUUCUCCUAAAGUUAAUAAAUAUACAAAACGUUUCAAGAGUUAAUUGUAAUUUAUACGUUUGCACUAAAGAUGUAAUAAAAAUAUUAAAUUAAAAUCAAUUUUUUUUCCUCUAUGUUUUUACUUACAUUUUUAGCGUAAUACAUGAAACAGAAGUCCACGAUUGUUCAUAUCCAUCGAAACGAAGCGAAAAUAAUUUCACUCGUAUAUUUUAUUUUCUUCAUAAUUAACUAGACUUUUGCGUUGUGUAAUAUCGGAAAUACAUCUUACAAGGAUUUUGUACGUUAUAACCGCAUAUUUGUAAUAAAUUUUUAAUUCGAGUUCA
Messenger RNA from Copidosoma floridanum, 1832 nucleotides. Its product is annotated as tubulin beta-1 chain. Gene Ontology annotation, biological process: microtubule-based process. Lineage: Eukaryota; Metazoa; Arthropoda; Insecta; Hymenoptera; Encyrtidae. The record is from RefSeq and is a predicted model, not a curated record. Gene Ontology annotation, molecular function: GTP binding; structural constituent of cytoskeleton; GTPase activity. Gene Ontology annotation, cellular component: microtubule.